CGCGUGUCGGUGGGGUUCAGCAUUCUGAUUGGAAGUGAAUGCAUCCUUCGCAGGAUUGAAUGCUUCCUUGGCUAGCGUCCCUGAUUGAGAGAGCUCAUUGUCUUUUGGAUGGGGUGGGUGGGUAGGUGGAUGGAUGGUAUAUAAGCUAGUGCCCUGGUAAACCUUUUGUCCGCGAGCCCCCCUCCUUCCCCGCACUUUGUCUACUUUGGUCGAGGCUAGCGCGCAACGCGAUAUCGACGGCCGACAUGGACACGCUGGAGGCACAGACCUUGGAGAAGACGCAGAAGACGGAGCGAGAGAGCAUCAGCAGCAAGGAGGUGCAGAGUGACACGAGCAGCAUCGACAUCCAUGACUUUCAUGUCAAGCGCGCCGGGCGGUUGGUCGUGGAUCCCGAAGAAGCCCGCAUCGAAUUCGGCGCCGACUUCGCCUCCAAGCUCAAGACGACCCCCGACGGGCACACCAUCCUCUGGCCGCAGCCGCACGACACGGCCGAGGACCCGCAGAACUGGAGCACGAAGCGGAAGGCGCUCAACCUGCUCAUCGUCACGAUGGCCGCGGUCGUGCCGGACUUUGACUCGGGGAUCGGGAUUGCGGUGAUGUUCGAGGCGGCGAAGGCGUUCCACACGACGCCGGCGACGAUUGUGAAUGUGACGACGAACUGGAGCAUCUUCCUGUUGGGCUGGGGCGGGAUAUUUGCAGUUAUGGGCAUGAAGCGGUAUGGGAGGCUGCCGGUCUUGUUUUGGUCGCAGCUCCUGUCUUUGGGCUUCCUCGUCGGAUGCACAUUCGCACCGAACUUGGCGACUUUUGGCGCGAUGCGGUGUCUGGCCGCGUUCUUUGGUACUGCGCCUCAAGUGACGGGCCUGUACAUCGUCACAGACAUGUAUCCCUUCCAUUUGCAAGCGCGUAUGCUGAAUAUCUGGACUAUGGGCUUCAUCAUCUCGCCCUUCCUUUCGCCCUUCGCCUUUGGCUUCCUCGUCGCGCGUGCGCCGUGGAGAUGGUCCUAUGGCAUCGGGUGCAUCUACUCGGCCAUCGUGGUGUUCAUGAUCAUGUUCUUCAUGGAGGAGACCAUGUUUGACCGCACCGUCAAGCCCCUCCCGCAGCGCCCGACGUCUGGCCUGCGCUACCGCGUCGAGACGCUGCUUGGAUUCACGGGCAAGAAGAUGGCUCAGUAUAGGGAUAGCUGGAAGGAGGUGGCCUGGGCGCCGAUUAAUGUGGCGUGGAGGCCGCAUUUGUUGCCGUUGAUGAUUUUCGAGGGUGUCCUGUUCGGCUUCGGCAUCGGUGUCAAUGUCACUUUCGCAGUGUUCUUAGAGGAGCCUAAGCCCCAUGGUUUCGGGUUCAGCGCCUAUGGCAUCGCAGGGAUGUAUGGGACGCCUAUCGUCGCCGUCCUCCUCGGCGAGGUCGUCGGGCGCUACCUCAAUGACUGGAUCAUGCGCACCACCGUCAGGCGCAACCACGGCGUCUUCGAGGCCGAGUCCCGGCUGUGGGCGUGCUACAUCGCAACGGUGCUGUACAUCGUGGGCUUCGUGGUGCUGGGCGCGGCGCUGCAGGAGCACCUGAGCGCGGGUGCGCUGGUGAUGGGCUGGGGCAUCGCGGAGCUGGCGACGAUGGUGAACACGGUGGCGGUGUACGCGUAUGCAAAUGAUGCGUUCCCGAAGCAUCAGGGCGAGAUUAGCGGCCUCAUCAAUUUGUUCCGGACACUGGGAGGUUUCGCUGUUGCGUACUUCCAGGUUCCGUGGGCAGAAAAGCAUGGUGCGCUGCAGACGUUCGGAUGCGAGGCUGCGAUUGUCGCCGCGUUGUUCAUCAUCGUGGUGCCGUGGACGCAAUGGAAGGGGAGGUCCCUGAGGGAACGCUUCUCUCUGCACUGAACGCGUUCAAGUGGGUGAUUUCUUGACCUGGGCCUCAUCUGUUCGAUUUCUUUGGGGGGUCAUCUUCGGUUUUUCUUUGUACUUUACAUAUCGAAUUUCUUCUGUACAGUAGUGGAUUAUGGCUAUAUAUGCAAGUCCUGCAG
Molecule: messenger RNA, 2008 nt
Organism: Schizophyllum commune H4-8
Lineage: Eukaryota; Fungi; Basidiomycota; Agaricomycetes; Agaricales; Schizophyllaceae
Product: MFS general substrate transporter
Exons: 11
Coding region: 246-1865 (539 amino acids)
Biological process (GO): transmembrane transport
Molecular function (GO): transmembrane transporter activity
Source: RefSeq, a predicted model, not a curated record